GUUGGAAAUAUAAAUAUAAUCAUGGCGUCGGUGACUUUUCGCGAUUGUUUUCUGUCCGUUUCAGCUUUAAUCACCUUCGUGUUCGUGUUUGUGAGCGGUGCUGACUUUGUUCGCUUCGUGUCGUUUCGUGCCAUCUAUCAUAACCUGAGCGGGGCCGCGCCUCCGUGUCAAGACUCUGUGCCCUGGUCUGUGGCUCUGCGGGACGGUGUGGUUCUGAAGGCUGUAGCUGUGGAUGUUUUCCUUCUGGUCCUCUUCAGUCUCCAGCACAGUGUAUUGGCCUGGGCUCCAGUUAAGAGUGUGUGUCAGCGUGUGUUUGGUGUGUUAAGCAGAACUGUGUACUGUUUCACCACCGCUGCAGCACUGCAGAUGCUGAUGCAGUGCUGGCAGCCGGUCACCGGCGCCCCCUGUGUGUGGUCCGUGCGCAGUGCACCCUGGGACAUCUGGUUCCCGCUCCUCUGCUUCAUCGUACACUUCUUGUGCUGGGCCGUGAUCUGCAGCAUCCUCCUCAUCUUCGACUAUCCGGAGCUGAUGGGCCUCAAACAGGUGUAUUACGAGUGUCUGGGUCUGGGAGACCCGCUCCUGCUGAAGUCUGAGCGAGCGCAGCGCCUGUACUCUCACCUCAGACACCCGGUGUGUGUGGAGCUGCUGACGGUGCUGUGGCUCCUCCCCUCGCUGCCGCUGGACCGGCUGGUGUUAGCGGUGUUCCUGUCCCUGUAUCUGGCGCUCGCUCACUCGCUGGACGUCCAGGACUGUGUGUAUCUGCGCCGGCAGCUCCAGAGCAAACUGCAGAUCUUCUCCACGCCACUAGAGGACAGCGAGCGCAGCGUCAGCCACACACACAAGACUCAGUGAGGAGCG
Molecule: messenger RNA, 858 nt
Organism: Rhinichthys klamathensis goyatoka
Lineage: Eukaryota; Metazoa; Chordata; Actinopteri; Cypriniformes; Leuciscidae
Gene: nrm
Product: nurim
Exons: 4
Coding region: 22-852 (276 amino acids)
Cellular component (GO): nuclear membrane
Source: RefSeq, a predicted model, not a curated record